CUAUAGACUAAUCGUCCCUUCCCUCCGCUGCUCUUCUUUCACAAACCAAAGCUCCAUUAAAACUCCUUCCGUUUCCUUUAUUAUAAUAUGUCUCUCCUUUAAACUAUAACAUAAUUAAUCUUAUAACUCUGUAUUAUUUCAACCCAUUUUCUCUGGAAACUGUUGAAGCAUCUCUCAGUUCACUACCGAGGUCAGCCAUUUUUGUACUUCUGCUUAAUUUGGUUCCAGUUUUGUUUAUAUUAUUCAUUUUUUUUUUUUAAAAUAAUACCGUAGAAUAGAAUGAGUUCAACUUUGAUUAAUAGAAGAAAACUUUUAACCAUAUUGAGAAACCCUUAUUUAUUUUGCACUCAAAUCAAAACCCCACAAAAACCUUGUCCCCAAAAACCGUUAACACAAAACCCUUUUAGGAUUGAUCAGGUUUGUUAUUUUUCAACUAAGUUUCCUGAAUAUGAGAUGCCAUCUGUCACUUGGGGUGUUAUUCAAGGGAAAAAAGAGAAACUUGUUAACCGUGUUAAGAUUUGUGAUUAUCUCAAGAAUUUGGGCAUAAUUCCCGAUGAAUUAGAGGGUCUUGAGCUACCCUCAACCAUUGAGGUUAUGGAGGAACGGGUUGUUUUCUUGCAGAAAUUGGGAUUGACUGUUGAUGAUCUUAAUGAGUACCCAUUGAUGCUUUGUUGUAGUGUGCGUAAAAAUAUGAUACCGGUGUUGGGGUAUUUAGAAAAAAUUGGUAUUCAGAAGUCGAAAUUGGGUGAGUUUAUUAAGAAUUAUCCGCAAGUGUUGCAUGCUAGUGUGGUUGUUGAGCUUAUGCCUGUUGUGAAGUUUCUUCGUGGGCUUGAUGUUGAAAAGCAAGAUAUUGGUUAUGUUUUGAUGAAGUAUCCUGAGCUAUUGGGGUUUAAGCUGGAAGGAACAAUGAGUACUUCUGUAGCUUAUCUUGUUAGUAUUGGUGUUACUCCUAGAGAUAUUGGUCCCAUGGUGACUCAAUAUCCAUAUUUUUUGGGAAUGAGAGUUGGGACUGUUAUUAAGCCACUUGUUGAUUAUUUGGUUUCUUUGGGUUUGCCAAUUAAGAUUUUGGCUAGGAUGUUGGAGAAACGUGCAUAUAUUCUUGGGUAUGAUCUUGAAGAGACUGUUAAACCAAAUGUGGAUUGUUUGGUUAGUUUUGGGAUCAGGAGGGAAUUGCUCCCUUCAGUCAUAGCACAGUUUCCACAAAUUCUUGGUUUGCCUCUGAAAGCUAAGAUGUCUUCUCAGCAAUAUUUCUUUAAUCUGAAGCUUAAGAUUGAUCCAGAAGGCUUUGCACGCGUGGUUGAGAAGAUGCCGCAAGUUGUUAGCCUUAGCCAACAUGUGAUUUUGAAGCCUGUUGAGUUUCUUUUGGGGCGGGGAAUACCCUCUGUGGAUGUGGCAAAGAUGGUUGUGAAAUGUCCACAGUUAGUUGCAUGCCGAGUUGAGCUCAUGAAAAAUAGUUAUUACUUUUAUAAGAGUGAGAUGGGGAGGCCGCUGAAAGAGCUGGUGGAGUUCCCAGAAUACUUUACUUACAGCUUGGAAUCAAGGAUAAAACCCAGAUAUCAAAGGUUACAAAGCAAGGGGAUCAGAUGUUCGUUGAAUUGGUUCCUAAACUGCAGUGACCAGAGAUUUGAAGAGAGAUUGCUGGGUGAUUACAUUGAAUCAGACAGUUUGGGUCUAUCAUUUUGUAUUGGUGGGAAAUUAGAGCUACCAGGGAGUGAAAUUGUAUCAGAUGAGGAUGAUGAGAGUGAUGAUGAGGUUCUAUACAGGCGUACUGUAUCUCUUUAGUAAAUUUAAAUUAAUGAUAAGAAAAAAAGUUCAAUUUCAAAUUCUAAAUGAAAUCAGAGGAUUUUGUUUUGUUUGCAUCUUUCUUGUUAUGUUAUUUUUGAAUUCUACUUUGUUUAAGUUCUAUGAUUCAGGUUUCUCUGUACUUAUUGUCCAUAGUUGCAGCUAUAAGUGUGCUGAUUCUGUUCAAGGCAGUAUGAAUUAUUUUUGAUACAUCAUAAUUUGAAUCACUCUGAUGAAAUACCAAUCAGUUUUGUUAUCUAGUCAUUACAUUCUAAUUC
Mangifera indica (mango) is the source of this 2060-nucleotide messenger RNA. Its product is annotated as transcription termination factor MTERF4, chloroplastic. Gene Ontology annotation, molecular function: double-stranded DNA binding. The record is from RefSeq and is a predicted model, not a curated record. Lineage: Eukaryota; Viridiplantae; Streptophyta; Magnoliopsida; Sapindales; Anacardiaceae. The transcript has a single exon. Gene Ontology annotation, biological process: regulation of DNA-templated transcription. The coding region runs from base 280 to 1782 and encodes 500 amino acids.